Erythranthe guttata (spotted monkey flower) is the source of this 1336-nucleotide messenger RNA. The record is from RefSeq and is a predicted model, not a curated record. NCBI's taxonomy places the organism in Eukaryota, Viridiplantae, Streptophyta, Magnoliopsida, Lamiales, Phrymaceae.
AAAAAAGAAAAAAAAAACAGAAAAAAGAAAAAGAGGAAAUAAAGGAAAAAAAGCUGUCAUCCAACAGACCACAUAACCCACCUUUCUUCCCCAAAACCCACGAGACCAUCACCCACCUUUCUUCCCAAAACCCAAUCCAUGUCUGCACCAAAAAAAUCUCAAACAAUAAUUUAAAAAAAUUCCAAAUUUUUUCGACGACCACCACUCCUCCUCCUUCCAAGGAUAUAGCUUCAUCCGCGAGCCAGGUAACAUUCUCCGGCGAAAAAAUAACAGCACAAUCGAUCUCCGAUAAUUGGUGCACUACAUCUCCUCGGCGGCCAAGAUUCAGUUAAAUAAAAUGUCUUCAAAUCCUAUUUUGCUCAUAGAUCCAUAGAAGAUGGGGAUGGGGUUAGGAUCUUUGACGUCGGAGGAGCAGCGGCGGAGAUGGUGAUUUCUUAAAAAGAAAAAUUGGUCGAACACUCGGUCGGCAAACGAAGGAGGAAAUGGGGCAAGUAAUGGCGGCGGCGGGUUGGAAAUAGUUUAGAGGUGGAAAUGAUGAUUUGCCGGGGUGGGGUUGAUGGUCGGUGGUUGCGAGAGAGUGGAAAAAACCAAUUGGGUUAUGCACGAAUAUCGAUUGGAGGGCAAGCAUUCUUUGCAAAAUCUCCCCAAAACUGCUAAUAAUGAAUGGGUGAUAUGCAGAAUAUUUAAGAAGAGUAGUGAUGGGAAAAUAGUGCCUAUAUCAGGGUUUGCAAGGAAUAGAAACUGCGGGGUCGAUUCAGAGGCGGCGUCCGAUUUGCCUCAGCUGAUGGAUUUUUCGUCUGACGAAAAUCAUACAAGAACCACUUGUGCACGUGCUGCUGAGGGAUCUCACGUGACCUGCUUCUCCAAUCCGAUGGAGGACCCACGAGAUAUAACACCGUUCGAUGACUUCAGUUCUUCAUCUUCUUCGAGAAACUUCCGUUUCUCGCCUUUUCCGUUUGUUCUACCUCAGAAUUCUGUUUCCUCGAUAGCAAAAGCUUUUCUAAUUCGAAGCGAAACGGUGAUGGGGAAUUCUCGCAGGAUAUGUGUUCCGCUAUGUCGUCGUACAACGAAGUGGGAUAUUUGCCUUAUGAAGAUCAAGAAUUCCCGAUUAUUUCGACUGCACAAGUUGACCUCGAUUGCUUGUGGAAUUACUGAAUUUAUAUUAAUUAUAAAAAGUGUCGAAUGUUUUCUUUUAGUAAAUGCAGAUUGUAUGUUUCUGUAUAGGUUUUCGUUUAUGUACUCGUUUACGUAUGUCCGAUAUUUCGACGAAGAACUGUCGAAGUUUGCAAUUAAAGAUUCUUGCUAAAUCUAUGGAAUCAACUUUUUUAAAUUUUAA